Diaporthe citri is the source of this 1644-nucleotide messenger RNA. RefSeq lists its product as uncharacterized. Lineage: Eukaryota; Fungi; Ascomycota; Sordariomycetes; Diaporthales; Diaporthaceae. The transcript is spliced from 4 exons. Gene Ontology annotation, molecular function: ATP hydrolysis activity; ATP-dependent protein folding chaperone; ATP binding. Gene Ontology annotation, biological process: protein folding. Gene Ontology annotation, cellular component: chaperonin-containing T-complex. The record is from RefSeq and is a predicted model, not a curated record. The coding region runs from base 1 to 1644 and encodes 547 amino acids.
AUGUCUUUGAAUAUCCCCAACGCGCCGAACUCCGGCCUUUUCAAGGGCGGCUACAACAACUACGACUCUGAGGAUGGCGCCGUGCUCAGGAACAUCGACGCCUGCCGCGCCAUAGCUUCCACCGUCCAGACCUCCCUGGGCCCCUACGGCCGCAACAAGAUCGUCAUCAACCACCUGCAGAAGAUGAUCCUCACCUCCGACGCCGCCACCAUCCUCCGCGAACUCGACGUCGUCCACCCCGCCGCAAAGCUGCUGGUCAUGGCCAGUCAGCAGCAGGAUGCUGAGAUGGGCGAUGCCACCAACCUGGUCAUCGUGCUGGCUGGUGAGCUGCUGAAGAAGGCCGAGGACCUCCUCCGCAUGGGCCUGAAGACCUCCGACAUCGUUACCGGCUACGAGAAGGCCCAGAAGUUUGCCCUUGAGACACUCGAGGAGCUCGAGGUUGACAAGGCCGCCGACCUCUCGUCGCAGGAGGAGCUCAGCAAGGCGAUCCGUACUGUCGUGGCCAGCAAGCAGAACGGCAACGAGGACUUCCUCGCAGACCUGGUCGCCGAGGCUGUUCUGGCCGUGCUCCCCAAGAAUCCUGCCAACUUCAGCGUUGACAACGUCCGUGUGGUCAAGAUCAUGGGUGGCAGCUUGGAGCAGAGCCGGGUCGUCAAGGGCAUGGUCUUCCCCAAGGAGCCCAACGGAUCAGUAAAGAAGGCAACCAAGGCCAAGGUCGGCGUCUACUCGUGUGCUAUCGAUAUCAGCCAGACCGAGACCAAGGGUACCGUUCUGCUGCACAAUGCCAAGGAGAUGCUUGACUUCACUAAGGGUGAGGAGUCUCAGCUCGAGGCAGCUAUCAAGGAGCUCCACGAUGUUGGACUCCGCGUGGUUAUCGCCGGCUCCACGGUUGGAGAGUUGGCCAUGCACUACCUGAACCGCUACGGCAUCUUGGUCAUCAAGAUUCUUAGCAAGUUCGACCUUCGAAGAAUAUGCAGAGUCGUCGGGGCGACGCCCCUGGCAAGACUGGGUGCACCAAUGCCAGAUGAGAUGGGUUCUAUUGAUGUGGUGGAGACCCUCGAGAUUGGCGGCGACCGUGUCACAGUGUUCAGACAGGAGGAUGAGGUCACGAGGACAGCAACCCUGGUGCUCCGGGGAGCCACCCAGAACCACCUCGACGACAUCGAGCGCGCCGUGGAUGACGGUGUGAAUGUUGUCAAGGCCAUCACCAAGGACGCAAGACUCGUGCCAGGAGCUGGCGCAGCAGAGGUCCAGCUGGUUGAGAGGUUACAAGCAUACGGCGAGAAGACACCGGGCCUGGCACAGUACGCCAUCAAGAAGUACGGAGAGGCCUUUGAGGUCGUCCCAAGGAGCAUUGCGGAGAGCGCCGGUCUAGAUGCCACAGAGGUGCUGAGCAGGCUAUACGCCGCUCACAGCCGCAAGGACGAAUGGACUACCGGUGUCGACAUCGAGAACGAGGAGGACACUGGAAUCUUGGACGCCCAAGAUGCCGGCAUCCUGGACCUGAUGGUCACCAAGAGCUGGGCGAUCAAGCUCGCAACAGAGGCCGCCAGGACCGUCCUGUCGGUGGACCAGAUCAUCGUGGCAAGGCAAGCUGGUGGCCCCAAGCCCCCAGGACCCAAUCCAAACUGGGACGAGGACUAA